Molecule: messenger RNA, 5926 nt
Organism: Oryctolagus cuniculus (rabbit)
Lineage: Eukaryota; Metazoa; Chordata; Mammalia; Lagomorpha; Leporidae
Source: RefSeq, a predicted model, not a curated record
GGUGGAGUAACUCUAUAAACCAAGACACACCUUUGUCAGGACUUGUUGGGAAGCAAAGAGCUGAAAGAAACAAGGGGAAGAGAAAAAGUGAACAUUUUUGAAAGAUCACUCAGCUUUAACACACCUUGGCUGGAUCUGAAUAAAAAAGUGGGCGCUGCAAAUUGCCCGAAGAAAACAUCAGGGGAAGCAAGCGAGAGGGGAUUUGUUCACAGGUGUUUGCGAUUCCUUCCCGGGCUCAAGCUGGUCGCCGUGACUGAGGAGUCUUGGGCUGUGGGGCACACAGCCAGUGAGUGGCUUCAGGCUGAGAAAGAGGCAUUCUCCCGUACCCACCAGGGGUGGCUAUGGGAUGGAUGUAACCAAGAAAAACAAACGAGAAGGCACGGAAGUCACUGAAAGACUUAUCACUGAAACAGUGACUACAAGACUUACUUCUUUACCACCAAAAGGGGGCACGGGCAAUGGCUAUGCUAAAACAGGCUCUCUCGGUGGAGGGAGCCGGAUGGAGAAGCAAAGCCUGAUCCAUGGCAGCAGCAGCUACAUAAACUCAAGUGGAAGCCUCCGAGGCAGCACCUCCACCUCCAGUUACAGGAGGGCCCACUCGCCUUCCUCCACUCUGCCCAACUCACCAGGCUCCACCUUCGAGAGGAAAAGUCACGGGACCCGCCAUGGAGCCUACGAAGGGAGCUCCAGUGGCAACUCCUCCCCUGAGUACCCCCGGAAGGAAUUCGCAUCUUCUUCAACCAGAGGACGGAGCCAAACACGAGAGAGCGAAAUUCGAGUUCGACUGCAGAGUGCAUCCCCGUCUACCAGAUGGACAGAAUUGGAUGAUGUUAAGCGAUUGCUCAAGGGCAGCCGGUCCGCAAGCGCGAGCCCCACUCGGAAUUCCUCCAACACACUCCCCAUCCCCAAGAAAGGCACCGUGGAGACCAAGAUGGUGACAGCCAGCUCCCAGUCGGUGUCGGGCGCCUACGACACUACCAUCCUGGACGCCAACCUCCCCUCCCACAUGUGGUCCUCCACGCUGCCUGCGGGGUCCUCCAUGGGGACGUAUCACAACAACAUGACCACGCAGAGCUCUUCCCUCCUCAACACCAACGCCUACUCGGCCGGAUCAGUCUUUGGAGUCCCAAAUAACAUGGCAUCCUGCUCGUCCACCCUGCACCCCGGACUCAGCACCUGCUCCUCAGAUAGUUGCAACAGACAGAGCUGUGCCCAUCUGAAGCCAGGAGCACAUGGGUGCAGGGCCCAAGGACUUGGGCCAUUUGCUACUGCCUUCCCAGGCCAUAGCAGAGAGCUGGAUCGGAAGUGGAGCAGCUGGGACUUGAACCAAUGUCCAUAUGGGAUGCCGGGGCACUUGUUCGGCAUGCAGAACAACCUGGCCCCCAGCUCGUCCACCCUGUCCCACGGCACGGCCACCACCUCCACAGCGUAUGCUGUGAAGAAAAACCUGCCCCAGAGCCCUGCCGUUGCAAGCACUGCUGUGUCAACCUCAGCAGCCUGCACCACAAGGGUCCAGAGUGAUGAGCAGUUGCACAAGGAUUGCAAGUUCCUGAUCCUGGAGAAGGACAACGUGCCUGCCAAGAAGGAGAUGGAGCUGCUGAUCAUGACCAAGGACAGCGGCAAGGUCUUCACCGCCUCCCCCGCCAGCGUCGCUGCAACUUCCUUUUCAGAUGACACCCUGAAAAAAGAAAAGCAGGCUGCCUACGCUGCUGACGCCUCCCUGAAGGCUGAAGCUAACGGAGACCUCAAGUCCAUGUCCGCCAAGGGCAAGGCCGGCUCCGCAGAAAUCCACGGCUACGACCACGGCGGCGGUGGCGGCGGUGGCCGAGGUGGUGGCGGUGGCGGCGGCGGCGGCGGCGGUGGUGGGGGCCCGUGGGGCGCGGCACCGGCUUGGUGCCCGUGUGGCUCCUGCUGCAGCUGGUGGAAAUGGCUGCUGGGCCUGCUGCUCACCUGGCUGCUGCUCCUGGGGCUGCUCUUCGGCCUCAUUGCUCUGGGCGAGGAGGUGAGGAAGCUGAGAGCCCGCGUGGAUGAGCUGGAGAGGAUGCGGGGCGGCGUGAUGUACCGUGAGGACACCCUGGGGAAGAGCAGCAAGGACCGCCUGCAGGCGGCACCCGGCGUAGGGGCAGGAGUGGGCAAGGCCGGGCUGGAUGGCCACAGCCAGGAGGCGCUCUGGCUGUUCGUGCGGGAGAGGCUGAUGACGGAGCAGGAGAACGGAAACCUCCGGGGAAACCCUGGCCCUAAAGGUGACAUGGGAAGUCAAGGCCCUAAAGGAGACCGUGGGCUCCCUGGGACUCCAGGCAUCCCCGGACCCCUGGGCCUCCGUGGCCCGGAAGGACCAAAGGGGCAAAAAGGCAGCGUGGGAGAUCCUGGCAUGGAAGGACCCAUGGGCCAGAGAGGGCGAGAAGGCCCCAUGGGACCUCGUGGUGAACCAGGGCCACCUGGGUUUGGAGAGAAAGGGGAGAGAGGCGCUGCUGGUGAACCAGGUCCUCACGGGCCCCCCGGUGUCCCGGGUUCUGUGGGUCCCAAAGGUUCCAAUGGCUCUCCUGGCCCUCAGGGGCCCCCAGGUGCCAUAGGUCUCCAAGGGCUCCGAGGUGAAGUGGGACUCCCUGGUGUCAAAGGUGACAGAGGCUCCAUGGGACCUCCAGGCCCCAAAGGCGACCAGGGCGAGAAGGGACCACGAGGCCUCACAGGCGAGCCCGGUGUGAGAGGUUUGCCUGGGGCCGUGGGCGAGCCCGGGGCUAAAGGAGCCAUGGGUCCCGCUGGCCCCGACGGACACCAAGGCCCACGAGGUGAGCAAGGCCUGACAGGGAUGCCGGGAACCCGCGGCCCACCAGGACCUUCAGGAGACCCAGGAAAGCCAGGUGUCACAGGACCCCAGGGACCUCAGGGCCUCCCAGGUACCCCCGGCCGGCCAGGGACUAAAGGUGAACCUGGCGCUCCGGGCAGGAUCGUGACUUCAGGGGGAUCAUCGACCAUCACUGUCCCGGGCCCCCCUGGACCUCCUGGCGCUAUGGGCCCCCCGGGACCUCCAGGUUCUCCAGGCCCUACAGGUCCCGCUGGUGUCCCUGGACAGCAAGGCCCACGAGGGGCGCCGGGGCUGGCCGGGGAGUCCUUCAUGAGCAGUAGCAGCUCCAUCUCUGAGCUCCUCUCUACCCAAGGCCUGGAUUUACGAGGUCCCCCAGGCCCACCUGGACCACGUGGGCCACCAGGACCUUCCAUCCCUGGCCCACCCGGCCCCCGAGGCCCUCCAGGGGAAGGCGUGCCAGGCCCCCCGGGCCCCCCAGGAUCCUUCCUGGCCAACUCAGAAACCAUCUUCUCUGGGCCCCCCGGACCCCCUGGCCCUCCUGGCCCCAAGGGAGACCAAGGUCCCCCAGGCCCCCGAGGACACUCAGCGUCCAAUUCUCUUGGAGUCGAUCUACAGGGACCACCAGGCCCACCUGGCCCGCAGGGACCCAAAGGUGACAAAGGUGAUCCUGGCAUUCCUGGUGGGCCCUCCAGAGGGGGAUCAUCAAGCACCACGUACAUGCAGGGCCCACCCGGCCCCCCCGGGCCCCCGGGCCCCCCAGGCUCCGUCAGCAGCUCCAGUCGUGAGAUUCAGCAGUACCUGGCUGAGUACCUGCAGAGUGACAGCGUCAGGUCUUACCUUUCUGGAGUCCAGGGCCCCCCUGGCCCCCCGGGUCCCCCAGGGCCCGUCACCACCAUCACGGGCGAGACCUUCGACUAUUCGGAGCUGGCGAGCCUCGUUGUGAGCCACCUGAAGACUUCUGGGUACAGCCUCAGCUCGGCCUCGGCCUCCAUCUCGUCUGAAGACAUCCUGGCGGUGCUGCAGCGGGACGAUGUACGUCAGUACCUCCGUCAGUUCCUGACGGGCCCUCGGGGUCCCCCGGGGCUUCCAGGAGCCAGCGCCGAUGGGGCCCUGCUGUCACUGGACUACGCAGAGCUGAGCAACCACAUUCUCAGCUACAUGGCCAGCUCCGGGAUCAGCAUUGGGCUUCCUGGGCCCCCUGGCCCCCCAGGCCUGCCAGGAACAUCCUAUGAGGAGCUCCUCUCCCUGCUCCGAGGGUCUGAAUUCAGAGGCAUCGUUGGACCCCCAGGCCCCCCAGGGCCUCCAGGGCUCCCAGGCAAUGUGUGGUCCAGCAUCAGCAUGGAGGACCUCUCGUCUUACUUGCACACUGCCGGCUUUUCCUCCAUCCCAGGCCCUCCUGGUCCUCCUGGGCCCCCAGGUCCUCGUGGGCCCCCUGGGGUCUCGGCAGCUCUAGCGACCUAUGCAGCUGAAAACAGCGACAACUUCCGGAGUGAGCUGAUCAGCUACCUCACAAGUCCUGAUGUGCGCAGCUUCAUCGUGGGCCCCCCAGGCCCGCCGGGGCCCCAGGGACCCCCUGGAGACAGCCGCCUGCUGCCACUGGACGCCGCCUACAGCAGGAGCAGCAGCUCCUCCGCCCGCCGGAGCUCCUCCUACAGUUCAACGGGAGGCUCCUUGGGCGAAGGGGGAGCCUUUGGUGCAGGAGCCGGGGGCCCCUAUGGCACUGACAUCGGCCCAGGCGGAGGCCUUGAGGCAGCAGAGGGCGGCGCGUACGGCAGCAAUGGAGGAUCAUCCCGGAACGGCUUUGCUGGAGAUCUGGAUUACAACGAGCUGGCUGUUCGGGUGUCAGAGAGCUUGCAGCGUCAGGGCCUGCUACAAGGAAUGGCCUACACUGUCCAGGGCCCACCAGGCCAGCCCGGGCCCCAGGGGCCCCCUGGAAUCAGCAAGGUCUUCUCUGCCUACAGUAACGUGACUGAGGACCUCAUGGACUUCUUCCGAACUUAUGGAACCAUUCCAGGACCCCCUGGGCAGAAGGGGGAGGUGGGCAUCCCAGGACCCAAAGGUGACAGAGGCUCUGCUGGACCAAGAGGUCUUCCUGGGCCACCUGGCCCUCGAGGGCACAAGGGAGAAAAAGGAGACAAAGGUGACCAAGUCUACAUUGGGCGGAGAAAGAGAAGUAUCGCCACCAAGCCGUGAGCUAACCUUGGCGGAACAAGCCCCUGGACCGGUUCUUACAAUGCUUAUGGGCACUUACAUCAAAUUCUCUCUCAAGCGUGAAAGCUGGAGCCUGCCGAUGUCCUACUGACAGCAUGGCCUGAACAGUCCACCAGCAACACCUGUUUUAGUCUGAACAAGAUACAGGCAUACAUAUAGCAUUCAAAGACGAUCUGAAAGCCUCAGGGGCAGACUUUAACAGUAGGUGCAACGUUUUAGAACGAGAGUGACUUCUCUGCUCUCUAGCUCUGUGCUCUUGACUUCUUUAAUACUUAGUUCACGCCCCAAGCUAGGAAGGCCAGUUCACGCAAGCUUGUUCAGGACUCUUGGAGCUUUGCCUAAAACUGAAUCCAGGAAACAAAGACUGGAUGGGGUGCCUCUGCGAGGUGACACUGGGCAGGUGCGUCCCGGUUAUUACUGCGAGCUGCGCUGGCAGCUCCUUCCUCCGCCGUUCCCUCUGCAUUCUUAAGUCACAGAAAAGUUAGCUAAGAUGCGAUGCUUGCUACUGACAAAAUUAAGAAAUUCACUUCCCUUAUAGGAGGUGACAGGGUUUCUCAGUUAUAUUACACAUGUGUAUCACAGUCCGACUGGCUUAGAGAGUCUGACUGCAGCUAUAAUAUGUAUCCACAGGUCCACGCUAGAGUUCAGAGAGAGGCUGUAUUGAAGUAGAUGUGGGCAAUGAGCAAGGAAUAGAGGGAGAGGAGGGGAAAGAGGCUCCCUGACACUGGGAGAGGGGGCUUCCACUUGAGACGUCGUCCUCUGCUCUGCACUUAGGACAUGGCGUGGAGGACUGGGUGCAGUUGGCUUUUAAGCACUUUUCAAUGUCUAAAAACAUCUGCAUGUGGUCUAUGAGAUGAAAAGUCAUUUCAGUUGUAAAAUCUUCAAUUAAAGUUUUUUUUUUCUUUUUUA